Messenger RNA from Cannabis sativa, 1783 nucleotides. RefSeq lists its product as uncharacterized. The record is from RefSeq and is a predicted model, not a curated record. The coding region runs from base 1 to 1470 and encodes 489 amino acids. Lineage: Eukaryota; Viridiplantae; Streptophyta; Magnoliopsida; Rosales; Cannabaceae. The transcript is spliced from 4 exons.
AUGGCCGUUACUCGUUCAUCACCAUCUCCGGCCAAAGUUACAAAACCCACAAAACAAUCGCAGAAAACCAGACCCAAAUCAAAAAUGGGUAAAAAAAAUCUGAAAGAGAACCCUCCUAGCCCCACUUCCCCUUCUGUUAAAAGAAAAACCAUUGCUGGACCUUCGAAGAACACUCGAGGAAAAAGACCUCGAACUGUUGUUGAAAAUUCAGACUCAGAUUUUGAGUUGGAUUCUGAAUUUCUUAAGUCGCCUGUUUCUGUUAAGGGCAAGGAUAAAUCCCCUGUGAAGGUGUUGCCAUCAUCAGGUGUUUCUGAAGAAAUUCCUGUUAAUAGGAUUGUUGAGGAUUGGGAAUGCAAGUACACUCGAUCUCAAUUUUAUCAUUCUAGAGUAGUAACAUCUGGGUAUUACUCUGUACUUGGUGACAUUAAGAGAAUUUUAACUGAAAGCCAAUUGGAAAUUUUUUCAAAAUCUGUGUUUGGUUAUUUUCUUCGAAUUCCUGAGUACAUAAUUCAUUACCAAUUGCUUCAUUGUUUGCUGUUGAGGGAGGUUCAGCAGCCUAAUGGGUUGGAGUUUUGGGUUUGUGUCCAAGGGAAAUACCUUAGGUUUAGUAUCGAAGAGUUUGCGUUGGUCACGGGGUUAGAUUGUCAUGUUGAUUCUGAUUUUUAUCAGUUUAAGCAAGAUGAUAAUGAAUUGGUCAAAUCUUGUUUUAAGGGGUACAAAAAAAUUACCAAGGGUGCUAUUCAGACUGCUUUUAUUGCUGACAAUCUUAAGGAUAACGACGAUCUUGCAGUCAAGUUGGCUGUAUUGUAUUUUGUGCAGUGUUAUUUGUUAGGUGGUCCCCCGGGUAAAGUUGUUUCGUCUGAGGAAAUAGAUGUUGUGGAUAGUGGUCGAUAUAAUGAAUUUGGGUGGGGCAAGCAUUGUUUUGAUAUCACUAUGCAUUCUUUGAAGGGUAAGAUAGAUUCUGGUUAUAAGAGGGUAGUUCGUAGUGACGAGGAUGGUGGGUAUUACAGGUUAUUGGGUUUUCCUUUGGCUAUUCAAUUCUGGUUUUUCGAGUGUUGCCCGUAUGUUAUUGGGAAACUAUCCUUGUACUCAAAUGUUGGCAUUCCAAGGAUUUUGAAUUGGCCUAAAUUACCCAAGGACAAGGAGGGUAUGGUGAAAAUGGAUGUCAUGAACACCCUCAUUUUCGAUCGGUCUUUGAAAGAGUUAAAAUUAAGAAACCUCACUCCAACUUCCGUUGAGAGAUUGAGUUUGAGCCUCACUGAUUUUUUCUCUGGUGAGACUACUCCCGAGGCUGUGAAAUUCAAAAUUAAAGGUGGUUCCAAGCCUGCUGGUCAACCUGGCUUGAUGGGUUCUUCUUCAUCAACUGCUCAUGAGAAUGUCUCCCGAGUUGAGUUUGAGGAAUUUAAAAAGUGUUUAUCUGUUGUUGUCAGCCAGCAAGGGAUUCUUAUGAAAUCUCGUUCUUUGAGAUGAACAAGAAGCUGGACAUUCUUAUUGAGGUGUUUUUUUUUAAUUGUCAUUACUUUUUCUGUUAUUUUUUUAGUAGUGUUUUUAUGUUGUUUUAUACAGUUAAUUAAUUUUUUUUUUUUUUUGUUCUCAGUCAUCCCAAGGUGGUCUCACUCACAAUGGAUCUCAGUCUGAAGAUGCUCUUCGUACUUCAGAAAAUGAGGAUGAUGAAGAUUCCACUUCGGAGGAAGACGAGGAUGAUAAAUUCGACGAUGACAAAGGAGAUGAUCAUCAUGACGAUGAAACUGAUGAUGAUGAUGAUGAUCUGGGUGGAGAUGGU